Molecule: messenger RNA, 2842 nt
Organism: Cercospora beticola
Lineage: Eukaryota; Fungi; Ascomycota; Dothideomycetes; Mycosphaerellales; Mycosphaerellaceae
Gene: SYF1
Product: mRNA splicing protein SYF1
Biological process (GO): mRNA splicing, via spliceosome; generation of catalytic spliceosome for first transesterification step
Cellular component (GO): Prp19 complex; U2-type catalytic step 2 spliceosome; post-mRNA release spliceosomal complex
Molecular function (GO): protein binding
Source: RefSeq, a predicted model, not a curated record
GUCGCAUCUCUGCUAUCGAGAGCUGCCGUACGAAUCAUGUUGCCGCUCAUGGUGCAAUGUUGAAGCGCCUUUCAACAACUCUUGUCCUCCCUUCCAGACGCAAGUCCGAACAAUCCAUCUUCUCCAUCACCUCCUCUCCCCUCGCCGCCGACAUGGGCGCGCCGAACUUGCAGUCUCCGCAACAACAAAACUGCCUCUACCUUAUCAGCGCAAAUGACGAAAUUUACGAGAACGACAUUCUUCGAUCACCCGGGAAUGUGAAAGCUUGGCUCGACUACGCGCAUUUCAAACGUCAAUAUGGCACAUUGCUUGAGCAGAGCUUCGUGCUGGAACGAGCAUGCAUUGCUCUUCCGCGGUCUUACAAAUUGUGGAAAAUGUACUUGGAGCUGAGGACAAAGCAUUUGAAGGGCAGGAGUCCUGCGCGAUGGAAGGCCGAAUAUCAAAAAGUCAACGCGCUCUUCGAAAGGGCAUUGGUUCUGCUCAACAAAAUGCCGAAGAUCUGGGAAAUGUACUUGGAAUUUCUGUGCACGCAGCCGCUUGUCACAUUUACGAGGAGAACGUUCGAUCGAGCUCUGAGAGCACUACCGGUGACGCAGCACAACAGAGUAUGGAGGUUAUACCGACCGUUCGCGACCAGUGCCGGAGGUGAGACAACAGUGAGGGUGUGGAGGAGAUAUAUCCAGCUACACCCGGAAUACGUCGAAGAGUUCAUCGAUCUACUGGUCCGUGAGAGGAGGUACACGGAAGCGGUGCAACAUUACGUUCAGAUCUUGAACAAUCCUCGAUUCAAAAGCCAGGAAGCAAAAGGUCCUUUCCAACAUUGGACAGAGAUGCUGGAGGUCUUGAUCGACCACGCGCGAAAGGUGCCCAAUCCCGUGCCUCUGCUGGACGGAAGUGCUCUGGACAUUGAGACCAUUGUGCGAUCGGGCUUAGAAAGAUUCCCGGAUCAGAGAGGAAUCUUGUGGGUCGGGCUAGCCCGAUACUAUAUCAAUUUAGGCGCAUACGAACGAGCGAGAGAUGUGUUCGAGGAUGGAAUCACUACAGCUAUGACAGUGCGCGACUUCUCUGUCGUGUUUGACACAUAUGCAGAGGCGGAGGAAGCGCUAAUCUCCAUCAAAAUGGAUGAAUCUGCGGCGCGACAGGAGAAGGGCAAAGUUGACGAGGAUGCGGACCUGGAUCUGGACAUCCGGAUGAUGCGAUUUGAACAGCUCAUGGAUCGUCGACCCUUCCUUGUCAACGACGUCUUGCUCCGGCAAAACCCGCACAAUGUCAACGAAUGGCAGAAACGCGUGGCGCUGUGGGGCGAUAACAAGGCCAUGGUCGUGCAAGCAUACGCGGAUGCGAUCGCAGCAAUUAACCCUAAGAAAGCUGUUGGGCGUUUCCAUGAGCUCUGGGUCAACUAUGCCAAGGUCUACGAAGCUGGCGGAGACCUUAUCAAUGCGCGCAUUAUCAUGGAAAAGGCUGUCAAGGUGCCCUAUAAGUCUGUGUCUGAGCUUGCUGAAUGCUGGACUGAGUGGGCAGAAAUGGAGUUGCGCAACGAGAACUUCGACCAGGCCGUCAACAUCAUGGCAACUGCCACAAAGGCACCGAAGCGCAGCAACGUCGACUACUUCGACGAAACUCUCUCACCGCAGCAGAGGGUUCAUAAGUCAUGGAAGCUAUGGUCAUUCUACGUGGACCUUGUCGAAUCGGUAUCGUCGCUGGAAGAGACUAAGAAGAUUUACGAUCGCAUAUUCGAGCUCCGCAUCGCAACACCACAGACAGUCGUCAAUUACGCCAACCUGCUCGAAGAAAAUGGAUACCACGAGGAGAGCUUCAAGAUCUACGAACGCGGAUUGGAUCUAUUCUCAUACCCAGUUGCUUUCGAACUCUGGAACCUCUAUCUCACGAAAGCCGUUGAUCGUCGCAUUUCCAUAGAACGACUUCGCGACCUCUUCGAACAAGCCGUGGAAGGCUGUCCUCCACGCUUUGCCAAGACCUUGUACCUGAUGUAUGGUGCUCUCGAGGAAGAGCGGGGUCUCGCACGGCACGCAAUGCGCAUCUAUGAGAGGGCUACGCGCGCCGUCGGCGACGAAGAUCGCAGUGAGAUGUUUAACUUCUACAUCACCAAGUCUGCCUCGAACUUCGGUCUCACCUCAACAAGACCGAUUUAUGAGCGCGCCAUCGCUGCUCUGCCUGAUAAGGAAGCUGCAGUCAUGUGCAUCAAGUUCGCAGAAAUGGAACGUCGCCUCGGUGAGAUUGACCGUGCUCGUGCCAUUUAUGGCCAUGCUUCACAGUUCUGUGAUCCUCGCGUUGAGCAAGACUUCUGGCGAAAGUGGGAAGCUUUCGAGGUGCAACACGGAAACGAAGAUACUUUCAAGGAAAUGCUGCGCAUCAAGCGAAGCGUGCAAGCGCAGUUCAAUACGGACGUCAAUUUUAUCGCUUCGCAAGCUGUCGCAAGACAAGCUGCUGCUGCUAAUGGCAAUGCCAACGGUGAUGCCAACGGCAAUGACGAGGAAAUGGACGCCGAAACUGCAGACGCUAUGGCUCAGCUAGAGAGACAAGCUCGAGCACAGGUUGGCUUCGUGGCUGCUUCCUCUGGACCCGAAGGUGGGAACAGGAAGAAGCCCGAAGAGCCCCAUAAGGAGACUGUGAACACCGAUGCGGUCGAACUUGACGAUGAAGAUCUGUAGAUAUAAUACCACGUGAAGCUGGAUAGCGUUGUGAAUAUUAGAACAUUCUCCACGAGGCCGCCUUCGGCAUAACUCAACCACAUUUGCCUCCUAAUCAGGACGUCGGCGUUUCUUGGCGGGGCUGAAGAGGCGUUCAGCUGAGCUGUACCUCUUCAAAGUCUGCUGCGCAA